AUGUUUUCUGGGGCAAGAAGAGACUCUGCCAUCGAAACCAAAGGAUGCUCCAGAUCCAGUGGGAUUGCAGUGAGUGUAGGAUCAGCAGUGCCUCGGGGGACUACUCAGGAUGGGACAAUAGGUCGGCGAACAUCCAUGCCCUGUCAACCGAAAUCCAUCAUGGUCGUCCGUUCCGCACCUUCGGAGGGGAGCAUCCAGUGUGAAAGCCACCUGAUAAAUAUGGACCCGGACGGAGGCCUCCCACUUCCCGACAUCAUGCCAGGUACUCUUCCAGAGCUUGCAACAUCCAAGCGACGCCACAAAAGCACUAACGACAUUCCUUACAAGGGCAACGUUUGUCUGCUCGCCCCUUCCCCUCUUUCCCUCACAGACACUGAGGAAGCCUUUUUGCGUCGCUGCUCCCUGAGAGACGGCAGUGGCGUUUCACGGUAUCCUCGCCACGCCCUCAGCGUGCCCAACAUGGCCAGUCCCCUUCGUGCCAUCAGCAGCAGUCCUCUCCAAAGCUGCCCGCUCUCACCCGCGCACAGCAGCGCGUCCAGUCCGGCCCGGGAGCUGGAGAGACUUGCUAAAGCGCGGAGUAAACUCCUGGAGAGUGAGAGCCACCAAACCCCGACCCUCACACCCGAAACCAGAGAACAGCUCCGCUACGUCUCCAAAGACGGGAAAUGCCGGGUGAACCUGGGUCACAUUUCUGAGAGGGGACGUUUCCUUUCCGAUAUUUUCACCUCCUUCGUGGACCUGCAGUACCGCUGGUUUCUGUUUGUUUUCAUGAUGUGCUACAUCACUACCUGGUUCUUGUUUGCCGGCCUCUACUUUGUCAGCGCCUACGUCAGAGGUGACCUGGGACAGGAUCGACCUCUCGGCGCCUCCGAGAGUCACCUCUUAGACCAAGGGCCCUGCUACUUGGGCAUAGAUGGCUUCAUUUCGGCUUUGCUCUUCUCCGUGGAGACCCAGCGCACCAUCGGCUAUGGAUCGCGCACCGUGUCCCCCGCCUGCCGCGAGGGCGUGCUGCUGGUCAUGAUGCAGUGCAUCGUGGGGUCCAUGAUAGACGCGCUCAUGGUGGGCUGCAUGUUCGUGAAGAUCUCCCGGCCGAAGAAGCGGGCCGAGACGCUUCUGUUCAGCCGCACUUGCGUGAUUGCGAACCGCGACGACCAGCUGUGCUUGAUGUUUCGCCUGGGAGACCUGCGAGAAAGCCACAUGGUGGACGCCAAGGUCCGCGCGAAGCUGAUCAAGUCCCGCCAAACGGCCGAAGGCGAAUUCCUGCCUCUCGAACAGACGGAGAUUAACCUGGGUUAUGAAAGUGGAUCAGACAGGCUGUUUCUGGUGGAGCCUCAAGUGAUUCAGCACAACAUUGAUUCCAGCAGUCCGCUGUGGGAGCUCGGCCCCGAGCAGCUCAAGAGGCAACAGUUUGAGAUCAUCGUCAUCUUGGAAGGAAUUGUUGAAGCUACAGGGAUGAUGUGCCAGGCAAAAACCUCUUACAUUGAAACCGAGAUCGAGUGGGGGGCUCGCUUCGAGCCGUGCAUGACCCUGGAGAAGGGCUCGUUCCGAGUGGACCUGCGGCGCUUCCACAGCACCUACCAGGUCCCGCUGCCCACCUGCAGCGCCAGCCAGGCAAACCAGCUCAUGGCUCUUGCUGAUGUCCAGCUGCAAGGUCAAAAGGUCGCCAGGUCCUGGGAGACGUGGGCCGAGGCUGCGGCCGAGGACGAGAGGGGGAAGGCAGCGAGCCGCGGAGGGUUCACCAUCGACAACAUUCAAGAGGAGAGAGCGUCUGAGGGGAAUGGAAGUCAGAACAGCGCGGAGAAGAUCAUGUAA
Salarias fasciatus (jewelled blenny) is the source of this 1812-nucleotide messenger RNA. RefSeq names its product potassium inwardly rectifying channel subfamily J member 20 (gene kcnj20). Gene Ontology annotation, biological process: potassium ion import across plasma membrane; regulation of monoatomic ion transmembrane transport. Gene Ontology annotation, molecular function: inward rectifier potassium channel activity. NCBI's taxonomy places the organism in Eukaryota, Metazoa, Chordata, Actinopteri, Blenniiformes, Blenniidae. The record is from RefSeq and is a predicted model, not a curated record. Gene Ontology annotation, cellular component: plasma membrane. The coding region runs from base 1 to 1812 and encodes 603 amino acids. The transcript is spliced from 3 exons.